AUGAAGGAUUCUGAGACUAUAAAGGAGUACUUAGACAAAUUGCUUGGGAUUGUCAACAAGGUAAGGUUACUUGGCACAGAUUUCUCUGAUUGCAGAAUUGUUGAGAAAAUUCUUGUAACAGUGCCUGAGAGAUAUGAAGCAUCCAUAACCACCUUGGAGAAUACAAAAGAUUUGUCCAAGAUAAUCUUGGCAAAGCUGAUAAAUGCCUUGCAGGCUCAAGAGCAACGCAUGCUUAUGAGGCAGGAUCGUAUUUUUGAAGGAGCCUUGCCAGCCAAGCAUCAAGAGUAUGGCAAGAAGAAAUAUUUCAAGAAAUAUCAACUUUCAAGCAAUGAAAACACUGCCAGCAACAUAAAUCAAAGCAAGGCUGUAAUCUGCAAAAACAAGUUUCAGAUACGAGAAGCAGAUGCUCAAGUUGCUGAUCAAGAUGAUGAAGAUCAGAUGUUUGUGGCAACCUGUUUUUCAACCAGGAGCUCAUCAGAAUGUUGCCUGAUCGACAGUGGUUGUACAAACCAUAUGACAUUUGACAUAACUCUUUUCAAGGACUUGCAGUCGACUGAAAUUUCAAAAGUUCGAAUAGGGAAUGGUGACUACAUUUCAGCAAAAGGAAAAGGAACCAUUGCAAUUGCAACAAACUCAGGUACAAAAACCAUUUCAGAUGUUCUUUAUGUACCUGAUAUUGAUCAAAAUUUGCUGAGUGUGGGUCAGCUAAUAGAAAAGGGAUUCAAAGUGACGUUUGAAGAUCAAUGCUGCCUCAUCUAUGAUGCUGCUGGACAGAAAAUUUUACAAAUCAAAAUGAGAGAAGUAGCUGGAGUCUUUUGGAAGUUCAAGAAAAUGGUGGAAAAUCAAAGUGGCUGCAAAAUACAAAGUAUAAGGUCAGAUAAUGGAAAGGAGUACACAUCAGCAGAAUUUAAUUUGGUUUGUAAAGAAGCUGGGAUUGAACAUCAGCUCACUGCUCCCUACAUUCUAGAACAAAACGGUGUUAGUGAAAGAAGAAACAGAUAUGUAAUGGAGAUGACUAGAUGUAUGUUGCUUGAGAAGGAGUUGCCUAAGGAGUUUUGGGCAGAGGCAGCAAAUACAACAGUCUUUCUUCAAAAUCGACUUCCAGCAAAGUUUUUGGAAGACAAAACACCAUUUGAAGUCAAGCGUGACAAAAUUGACAAGAAAGCAGUUCCAGGUAUAUUUGUGGGAUACAGUUCUGUCUCCAAAGCUUACAAAUGGCAGAAUGAACAAGAAGAUGAACCUCCAAUCAGAGGUACAAAGUUACUUUCAGACAUCUAUCAAAGAUGUAAUGUUGCAAUAUAUGAACCUGCUGGAUAUGAAGAAGCUCUCAAAGACUUCAAAUGGAAGAAAACAAUGGAGGAGGAGAUGUCAAUGAUUCAGAAAAAUAAAACCUGGGAUUUAGUUGACAGACCUGAAGGCAGAAAAGUCAUUGGAGAAAAGUGGAUUUUCAAAACAAAGUUUAAUGCAGACAACUCUAUCAACAAAUACAAGGCCAGACUUGUAGUUAAAGGAUUGGACACAAUUAGAUUGCUACUAGUAAUUGCAGCACAAAAAGGGUGGAAAGUGUUCCAAUUAGAUGUCAAAUCAACAUUUUUAAAUGGUGUAUUACAGGAAGAAAUAUAUGUGAAGCAGCCAGAUGGGUUUGCGAUUCAAGGUGAAGAGGAUAAAGUAUAUCUGCUACAAAAAGCUCUCUACGAGCUUAAGCAAGCUCCUAGAGCUUGGUACAGCAGGAUUGAUGAUCAUUUGCUGAACUUAGGCUUUGUCAAAAGCUUAUCUAAGGCCACUCUUUAUAUCAGACUGAAGGAUGAUGACAUUCUUAUAAUGUCUUUGUAUGUUGAUGAUCUCUUGAUAACAGGAAGUAAUGAACUGCAAAUUGAAGAGUUUAAACAAGAGAUGAUGCGUGUGUUUGAAAUGACCGAUCUUGGUCUUAUGACUUAUUUUCUUGGAAUGGAGGUCAAGCAAAGCAAAAAUGAAGUUUUCAUCUGCCAAAAGAAAUAUGCAAAGGAAAUACUGAAGAAAUUUCAGAUGGAGGAAUGCAAAGCAACCAGCACACCCAUGAAUCAAAAAGAAAAGCUGUGCAAGGAUGACGGUGCUCAUAAAAUUGAUGAGGGUUAUUUCAGAAGCAUAAUUGGUUGCUUAAUGUAUCUUACUACAACAAGGCCUGCCAUUUUGUUUGAUGUAAGUCUCUUAUCUCGUUUUAUGCAUAGAGCUAGUGAAUUACAUUUAAGAGCUGCAAAAAGAAUAUUGAGGUAUGUAAGAGGGACUGUAAGUUUUGGUGUAAAGUAUGAGAAGUGCAAAAGUUUUAAACUGCAUGGAUUCUCAGACAGUGACUGGGCUGUAACUAUUGAAGAUAUGAAGAGCACUUCUGGGUAUUGCUUUACCCUUGGCUCAUGA
Messenger RNA from Populus trichocarpa (black cottonwood), 2394 nucleotides. RefSeq lists its product as uncharacterized. NCBI's taxonomy places the organism in Eukaryota, Viridiplantae, Streptophyta, Magnoliopsida, Malpighiales, Salicaceae. Gene Ontology annotation, biological process: DNA integration. Bases 1 to 2394 code for a protein of 797 amino acids. The record is from RefSeq and is a predicted model, not a curated record. Gene Ontology annotation, molecular function: nucleic acid binding. The transcript is spliced from 6 exons.